Entrophospora sp. SA101 is the source of this 1647-nucleotide messenger RNA. Lineage: Eukaryota; Fungi; Glomeromycota; Glomeromycetes; Entrophosporales; Entrophosporaceae. The record is from the annotation of a GenBank genome assembly.
AUGGGUGGUCAGGAUAAAAUAGCUUUAAAUGAAGAGGAAUCUUUACUUAUCAUUAGACGUCUACACAAGGUUUUAAGACCAUUCCUUUUACGUAGAUUGAAAAAAGAUGUAGAGUCGGAAUUGCCUGAUAAAAUUGAAAGGGUGAUUAAAUGUAAAUUAUCAGCUUUACAACUUAAAUUGUACAAUCAAAUGAAAAAACUUGGCGUUUUAUUCGUAAAUACUGGUGAAAAAGGAAAAACUGGUAUUAAAGGACUUAACAAUACGAUAAUGCAAUUACGUAAAAUUUGUAAUCAUCCAUUUGUAUUUGAAGAAGUGGAAAAAGAUGUCAAUCCAUAUUUAAAUAAUGAUCUUCUGUAUCGUGCUUCUGGCAAAUUUGAAUUAUUAGAUAGGAUUUUACCAAAAUUCUACAAGACUAAUCAUAGAUAUCUACGUUUGGAUGGCAUGACAAAGGCUGAGGAUAGAUCAGAAUUAUUGAAAAAAUUUAAUGCACCAGAUUCACCAUAUUUUAUAUUUUUAUUAACUAGAGCUCAAUUUAAACUUGAUAUUGAUGGUAAGGUAAUUCAGGCUGGUAAAUUUGAUAAUAAAAGUACGGCUGAAGAACGUGAGGCCUUUCUGAACGAAGAGAGGGAGUGGUAUUUAAAAGGUGGUGAAGGGAAGAAACCCGAGAGAUUGAUAGAGGAAAACGAAUUGCCGUCUGUUUAUAUGAAAGAUUAUGAAACUGUUAUAAAUUAUGGCGAUGAUGACAAUAUUGAGUAUGGUCGCGGCCAAAGAGUUAGAGGAAAUGUUCAUUAUGAUGAUGGAUUAACAGAAGAUCAAUGGGCACUCGAGGAUGAAGAAAUUGAACUCGAUGAUCUGAUUGCUAAGAAACAAGCAACUAAAAAAAGAAGAUUAGAAAAGAAAGUUAAAAGAACGAUAACGCAACAACCAGAAGAAGAACCAUCUCAACAAGGAAGUACAUCAAAGCCUAAUGUUGUCUAUUCAGAUGAGAUGAUGGUUGUUGACAACAUGUCAGAUUCAAAGAAAAAAAGGGGAAGGCCACGUAAAGAUGAAUCAUUAUCUUUUGAUAAGAUCAGCCACAACAACAAUAAUUCCGAUUUGACAUUACACAAAUUAAUUAAAAAGAAAGGGAAAGCAAAAAGAGAGUUUGGUGGUUAUGAUGAACAGACAAAUGAUGAAACAUUUUCUGAACAAACUAAAAAAAAGAGGAAAAUAUCUAAAAAGAAGAAUGAGGAAAUUCUUGACGACGUACCACCACAAAAUCGUGAAAAAAUGAGAAAAAUAUUUAUAGAAUGUUAUUCAGAAGUAGAUAAUUUGAUGGAUGUAUCCAAUGGUGAACCACGUCAUAGAGCAUAUCUUUUUCUUACACUUCCAAAAAUAAGAGAUUAUCCAUUAUACUAUCAAAUCAUCACAAAUCCUAUAGCUAUGGACACUAUUAAAAAAAGAUUAAAAGGAAUUUAUUACAAAACAGUACAACAGUUUAAAGAGGAUUGGCAUCUAAUGUUUAAUAAUGCUAGAGCUUUUAACGAAGAAGGAUCACAAAUUUAUAAUGAUGCUGAUAAGAUGCAGGAGGUACUUGAUAAAAAACUUGAAGAACUUUGUCCAGGUGGUGAAUUACCAAAAACUUCUACUGAUGACAUGAUCUUAUAG